CAAGGCAUCGGUGGGCGGCUCCCGCGAGAGACCAGUGGCUGGGACUUGCGGCUGCUUGUGAGUUCUCGCGAGAUCAGGCGGGGUUACGGAGCGGAGGACUUUCGGGCGCCAUCUUCUCCCUUCCCUCACACACGGCGCGCCUGCUCCACACGCACAUAGCGAUCACCCAGGCCGCGAGCUCCGCUGACAUGGCAGACUACUCCACCGUACCCCCGCCCAGCUCGGGCGCCACCGGGGCCGUCAACGACGCCUUCAAGGAUGCGCUGCAGAGAGCGAGACAGAUUGCUGCAAAAAUUGGAGGUGAUGCUGGUCCCCCAGCUGUUAACACCAAUGACUAUGGCUUUACCGGGCAGAAGAGGCCACUGGAUGACGGAGGUGCGUUUAUAGAAUGGGAAGUUGCUUCAGAUUCACAUCAACCAGAAGCAAAGAAAGUUGCUCCUACUAAUAAUGACUCUUUCCAGUCUUCAAUGCCUCCUAUGCAUCAGCAACAGAGGGCUGUUCUAACAGAAGAGUACAAAGUUCCAGAUGGAAUGGUUGGAUUCAUUAUUGGAAGAGGCGGUGAACAGAUAUCACGCAUUCAACAAGACUCUGGAUGCAAAAUACAAAUUGCUUCCGAUAGCGGUGGUAUGCCUGACAGGUCCUGCAUGUUAACUGGCACCCCUGACUCUGUACAAGCUGCAAAGAGACUACUAGAUCAGAUAGUGGAGAAGGGUAGGCCUACACCUUACCAUCAUGGAGACGGUCCAGGAAAUACGGUUCAGGAAAUCAUGAUUCCAGCCAGUAAAGCUGGCUUAGUUAUUGGCAAAGGAGGCGAGACCAUUAAACAGCUGCAGGAACGUGCAGGGGUUAAAAUGGUCAUGAUUCAAGAUGGACCUCAGAACACAGGAGCAGACAAGCCAUUGAGAAUUACUGGGGAUCCUUACAAAGUACAGCAAGCAAAGGAUAUGGUAUUAGAAUUAAUACGUGACCAAGGAGGUUUCAGGGAAGCAAGGAAUGAAUACGGUUCAAGAUUAGGUGGCAAUGAAGGGAUAGAUGAGGAUGAGAUGUCUCAGGGGUAUGGUCGUGGAGACUUUGAAGAAUUUGAAUUAUCGGUCCCAAUACCACGAUUUGCAGUUGGAAUUGUAAUAGGUAGAAAUGGCGAAAUGAUAAAGAAAAUUCAGAAUGACGCAGGUGUUAGAAUACAGUUUAAACCAGAUGAUGGAUCAACUCCAGAAAGAAUAGCACAAAUUAGUGGUCCUCCAGACAGGUGUCAGCAUGCAGCAGAGAUCAUCACAGACUUGCUCCGUAGUGUCCAGCAGUCUGGAAAUGGUGGUGGUCCUGGUCCAGGUGGAAGAGGAAGGGGCAGAGGCCAAGGAAACUGGAACAUGGGCCCCCCAGGCGGACUUCAAGAGUUCAAUUUCUUUGUCUUGACAGUAAAAACUGGCCUCAUAAUUGGAAAAGGGGGUGAGACUAUUAAAAGCAUAAGCCAACAGUCUGGUGCCAGAAUAGAGCUACAGAGAAACCCUCCACCAAACUCUGACCCCAACAUGAAGUUAUUUACCAUUCGUGGGACUCCUCAGCAAAUAGAUUAUGCAAGACAACUUAUUGAAGAGAAGAUAGGGGGUCCAGUAAAUCCAUUAGGUCCUCCAGUUCCUCAUGGCCCUCAUGGUGGUGUACCUGGACCCCAUGGACCUCCAGGACCCCAAGGCCCCGGGCAACCAAUGGGACCCUACAACCCUCCACCAUACAACCCAGGUCCCCCAGGACCUGCACCCCAUGGCCCUCCUGCUCCUUACGCCCCUCAGGGCUGGGGAAAUACAUACCCACACUGGCAGCAGCCAGCUCCAGCAGAUCCAAGUAAAGCAGGAACAGACCCCAAUUCUGCAGCUUGGGCAGCUUAUUAUGCUCACUAUUACCAACAGCAAGCACCCCAACCACCUGCAGCACCAUCUGCUGGACCAGCUUCAACCCAAACUAAUGGACAAGUUGAUCCCCCAGCUGCACCUCAAGCUGGACAAGUGGACUACACAAAAGCUUGGGAAGAGUAUUACAAAAAAAUGGGUCAACAAGCACCAGCACAAGAUUAUUCCAAAGCAUGGGAAGAAUACUAUAAAAAGCAAGGACAAACCGUUCCAGCAGCAGGAGCAGCUCCACCUGCUGGUCAAGCAGAUUACAGUGCUGCCUGGGCAGAAUACUACAGACAGCAAGCAGCAUAUUAUGCUCAGACAAGUCCACAAGCAAUGCCACAGCAUCCCCCCGCACCACAGGUCUAAAAUUUCUAUAUAGUUGGAAAGAGUUGAAAUAAUAAAUACAUCAGUGCCUUCCCUGAUCUUCCACCUUAGGUUCUGCUGCACAAUGUGUCAGGUAAGCACAACCUAAGGAAGCAUACUUGCAUUAUCAUGUUGUCCCUUUUUAAGGUUUGUGCUUUUCUAUGCAAACAUCUGCUCCACCAAAAAAUGUCUUUGGGCUGAAUGUUAUGUAUGUUAGGGAGGUAUAUAUAUAUUUUUAUUUUUUUUCUUUAAUUCUGUAUCAAAGGCACUUAAUGUUUUCCUGCUAGCUUUCUUUAUACAGUUGUGAAGUUCUUGACAGUACAUAAUGGCAGUCAUAUUAUUAUUUCCAUGGUUUUUAUGCAAUUUGAUUGUAUGCCAACCAGCCACGUAUGAUCUUGUUGUUUUUUUUACGAUCAUUUGUUUCGUAACUUCUGAAACAAAGUGUACUGAUUUAAUCUCAAAGUCCUGCAUAAUUUGUACAUUUUAAAAAUAAAGUUUCAAAAUCCUGCCUUCAUUUUCACACACAGUGCUGAAGAUGCUGCAAAUGAUAGCUCUUAAUAUCAGGUCCUGAGGUAGUUCCCACCCAUAAGGAGGAAUCCUUUCUGUGUAUGCCAUUGGUGAGCCGAUGAGCAUGGACCUAGAAGGGCUCAUGUAGAAGGUAACACCGUAAUAAUGCAUUUUAGUGCAGACUGUUUUUUUGAUCACUGUUGAUGCUUUUUCAACUGAUUAAUUUUUUUGCCCUCAAAGUUAAAAUUUCCAUGCACUAGUGUUCAUAAUUUUAUUACUUGAAAUGAGCCUGACUUUUAUCUGAGACAUAAACCGUCUAGCAUCUGAGUUUAGGAUUGUUGUAAUAUUUUUCUGAAGAUCAUUAAGUUUAUGUUGCUUUUAUUGAGAGCACAGACAAAAGUAAUUUAGACUGACUGUUUUCUGUUUUAUUUUUUGUUUUGUUUUAUUCUGCAACCUGUAUCUGUGCUAAGCUGAGUGACCAUUGAAGUUUUGUUAGUUUUCCUGUUGCCUAAUAUUUUAGCAUCUGACAUAAGAUAGGACUGUGCUAUUGAAAAGAAUGCAUUACAUGCAUAAAUAUACAGUAUGAAGUUAUAAUUCUGUAUCUGACUGGUCCAUAUUGGCAUGUGUAAACCAAAUUUUGCAGUAAUUGCAAUUGUUCAAUCUUUAACACUGCCCCUCCAACUAGACAGAAGUAAAUCUUUGGUAAGACACUAGAGGUGAACAAAGGUCUGGAGUAUAGGCCUAGGAAACCUCAAUGUCAUAAUCCUUUUUUUUUUUGUGUGCAAUUGGGUAACUGAAACCAGAAUUACUUUUCACGACUAAACAAAUGGAAGGCUGAAAUUGAAAGUACUGUAUAUUAAUUCUCCUCUAUUAGACACAUUACCCACCAAUGCUUGUUCUAAAUUUUUACAAAUUGUCACCAUGCUCUUAAUUAUAAAGUACUGGUGAUGGCUUCUCCCCAAUAAAUCAUACUUAAGUGAUAUUAAAACUUUAAAGAGUACAUGUCAUGAUGAGCCCUGCAGAAUGUUUAAAAGGGCCAGGCAAGCCUGAGACUUGCCCCAUUACUGAUGCUAUCAGAAGUCAAAAUGCUGGAAGCCCCAUACAAGUCGAACGGCAUUCUGACUCCUGAUCGCAUCAGUCUCUGCAAGUCUCAGGCUACAAGAUUGCCCAGGAUGUUUGAACAAAUUCUGCUAAAGGUUAUAGUUUUUGAUGAUUUUUUAAUUUUUUUUUUAAGCCCCAAAUGCUUUCAAAUAAACCAGCAGCUACUAAACUUUCCGAUCUUACGCUGAUCUCCCACUCCUCUGUUCGUGCUCCUGUCAGCAGCCUGGUCAUCUUUUUGGAGUGGACAUUGCGUGACUGCCACAGCCAAUCGGCAGCCUGUGCAGUAAUCCAAGCAUCAUGUCUUUGAGUGGUGAUGCCCAGAGUAUGACAUGUGACAGUAGUCCGGCCCACUGAUUGGCUGCGGCAGUCACGUGACGUCCACUAAAGGAAGGUGGUUUUACUGAUGGGAUCCUAUACGGGGACGGGGUGACUGCAGGUUUAUUAAACUUUUUAAAUUUAAAAAUUAACCAUGGGUAAAGAAAAUCCUUUAAGAUAACCAGGCCCUGAUGCAUAUAUGGGACUGACGUGAUUAUAAAAGUUUAUGUAGUUGUACACCAUGCAUUCUGAUAAAAGCCUGAUUAGUUUUCUGUGCAAUAGAAAGAUUGACAAGGGUGACUAUUAAAUAUUUAACCAUUUGCAACCUUUUACUUUCUGUAUAGUCAUCUUUUGGAUAGUGUGCACCUUCUAAUAUUUGUGUUCUGUUUUUUCUGCCAUUACCAGUAGCUCUAGUUUUGUUUGGGAUAGUAUUAAAUUUCCCCUCUUUAUCCAAACUCUUCUGCUGUUCUGUCCGUUCCAUAUGUCACUUACAUUUACUGCAAAGCUGCAAUCAGUGUAUAAGUUUAAGCCCAGCUAUAAGUCAAUAGUGAUUUCUAAUAAAGCAACAAUAUUAAACUGAAAAGUAGAUUUGAAAAGCUGAAGAUGUGGAGUUUAGAGACAAGUGUCUGACCCAUUAUGAAGGUUCAGAAUAGAUCUGAUAGGCAGGUUGUCUAUCAUUGUGACAACUUGGAACUCCUACCUGUCACAUUUAGGCAAGAGGGUAGUGGUGGUUGUUCUGUAUUAAGGAAAGGUAUAUUUUUUUCAAGCUUAGGGGACAAUCAUAGUCACACUUAAGUGUCCAUAUGUCGACUGCAGGACCUUGGACCCCUAGUGGUUCUACUGAGCUGAACUUAGAAUAACCUAGGAUCUUGCAGUCAUGAUAUUGACACUAAAGUGCUAUGUUUAGACCUGAAGUUGCAGCGCAAGUUACUUUUGCAUUUAAUUAGCUAUUAAUAAGGUUCAGCUUCCUGUUUACCCAAUGCAAAGUAUACUGUUAUUAACAAUGUGUUUAAAGGCUAUUUUUGUCAGCCAGUUUUAACUAUACAGCUUAGUGCUCCUUUUAUUAAACAUUUCUAGAUGUUUGACAUAAAUUAUUUUGGAUGAUUUAUUUGUUGCUAGUCUUGCCAUAUAUUAAAGGGCUAUUCCAGCAAUAAAAAACGUAUCCCAUACCCAUAGUAUUCAAUCGUUGUUUCUGGGAGCCCUGGAGUUACCAAAGUAUAGUGCUCAGGUAUUUCCCAUGCUUCCAUAAACAAAUGGAGCACAAGCUGACCCACUACUCCAUUUAGAAGAGUCAGGGAACCAGAGGUCAGACUCUCUCCCCUUAUCUUGUGGAUAGAGGAUAAGUUUCUGCUGCUGGAAUGCCCCUUUAAUGCUCCUACAUUGAUUUCACCUUCACUCUGUACAUUGUUUUUUGGUAAGCAGUUUCCGAUCUUCUCAUGCUGUAAUUUACUAACCCGAUAAUGUAUCUUUUUAGUUUUGUUUUUUAUUUUUUUUUGCUGUGACUUGCUAACACCUUUAUAGUAUAAACACGGUUUCUAUGCGGGUAUCUUACCGUUAACAAAUGUGCUGUCACAUAAACAUGUCAUACAUGCGAGAUGCAUUUCUGACGCCCAAAAUUUCCUUCGGAUGAUACUGGGCCAUGUGUAAAGAAGACUGACGCCAGUAUCUUAUUAAAAAGCCAGUGUCCUAGUCAGCAGUCGUGUGGAUUGAGGUAAAUUGCACCAAUCUGUAGUUGACACGUAAAUGUUUGUGCUCGAUACUGCAAAAGGUUAUGAUUGUCAGAAGGUCUAACAUCCUGCUUGACUAGAAUAACAUCCUAUAGCUUGUUCUCUGGUAGGUAGUUCAGUAUUCUCCCAAAAUGUUGAUUUCUUGAAGUUGAGGGCAUGGACGUUUUCUAGUAGCAUGAUCACCCUACCAAAAUUAUUACCAAUAUGCUAAGUGACCACACACAAGCUCCUUAGCUGGAUCAUGCUACCAGAAAUUGCCAGCAGUCAACUUAAUGAAAUAAUAAAGAUCAAUGUUGAACUUAGACAGAGAGGCUGAGAAUAGAGGAUUUAUAUCCUGUCUUUAAAGCUAUACAUGCAUAUGAACAGAGUCUGAAGUCUGGAACCAGUAAAGUAUCUGCAAUGUCAUAGGUGUUGCCAUACCUCUUGUGGUUCCAGACUUUUGACUCUUCCUCCAUCAAUGUCAAUUAUUUCAAAGCGAAGAAAACUUUAGGUGCUUGCUAUGUCUUCUGUUUAAUGUAAGUGCAUCAGAAACAGCUCUGCAGAUAUAUAACAAGAUAUGCAGUAUACUAUGUAUGUUCACACAGCAGAUUAGAAGAGUUUCUUGCUGUGGGUUUACAUUGCUGCAGGUUUUUCUACAGCUGAAAAUCUGCAGCAGAUUCCAAUUAAGUCAGUAUAAUCUGUUGCAGAUUUUCUGCUGUGGAAAACCUGCCGCAGUUUAACGGAGUAUUGUGGCGAGACUUAAGCUCCUUUUUGUUCCUGGGCUGCAAAAGUAACAAAACAAACAUUAAAGGGGUACUCCGGCGCUUAGACAUCUUAUCCCCUAUCCAAAGGAUAGGGGAUAAGAUGCCUGAUCGCGGGGGGUCCCGCUGCUGGGGACCCCUGUGAUCUUCCACUCCGCACCCCGUUAGAAUCAGUCCCCGGAGCGUGUUCGCUCUGGGCCUGAUUACUGGCGAUCACGGGGACAGAGCAUAGUGAUGUCACGGCUCCGCCCCAUGUGACGUCACGCUCAGCCCCCUCAAUGCAAGCCUAUGGGAGGUCAGCUGUCACGCCCCUCCAAUAGACUUGCAUUGAGGGGAUGGAGCGUGACGUCACAAUGGGGCCGAGCCGUGACGUCACUAUGCUCCGUCCUUGUGGUUGUGAUGGACUCAGCCUGAGGACCUCCAGCUGUUCCAGAAGCUGCUAAAGGUGGGUGCUGCAUGGUAGAUCCCUGGGGUCCCCAGCAGCGGGACCUUGGCGAUCUGACAUCUUAUCCCCUAUCCUUUGGAUAGGGAAUAAGAUGUCUUAGUGCCGGAGUACCCCUUUAACUCACCUUCUGCUGUUCCCCCUGUUGCACCACUAUCGGUCUUUGGUCCCGGUCUCCUCUCUGCUGCAUUGUGACGAUCUGUUCACACCAAAGCAAUGUCCCGCCUGAGCCGGUGAUAGGCUGAACGCAGUGUCAUGUACGGAGCAUGGGCCCCACCUUCUCCCUGCUGCUCCUGAAGACAGAUAGUGGCGCAACGGGGGAACGGCAGAAGGAGAGUUGUGGUGGUCUUUUUGCAGGCCGGGCACAAUAAGAGCUUAAAAAGUCUGUCCCACUUAAAACUUGUAGCUUACCUUUUAAAGGGGUUGUUUGAGACUCAGUCUUAUUUAGGCUAUCAAUAUUUUACAUGUAUUCAUGGCUGCUUCUGCCUGUACAGCGCAGUGCAUGCAUUAAGCCAGUACUGUGGUACUGUAUAACUUAUCCCCUAUCCAAAGGAAAGGGGAUCAGUAUCUGAUUGUGGGGGAGUCCCAACUUCUGGGACCCUCCUGCGCAGUGCCCACUGCUCUUCCCAGGAGUUUAGCAUGUCGACCCCCUGCAUGUCUGCCGACAUGCCCCGUGUGUAUCUCUUUGGGAAAACCAGAUAUACCUGAAUGCUGUAUCUUUGGCUCUCCCUUAGAGAUACAUGGAGGGUCGACACUCUCUCCCGGAGGAGAGCCUGGGAGCUGGGCAGGAGAUUGCGGUGGGGGGGGGGUCCCGGCUGUCUGACCACUUGCGAUAAUUUAUCUCCUAUCCUUUGGCAACCACAGUACUCCUUUUUAAGGGGCUAGAGCCUGCUCUUCUGUGGGCUCCCAGGGUCACCCCAUUACUACAGUCAUAUAGGCCAUAACUUGAAUGUCCUAGGCAACACCCUUUGCCCUCCCCCCUUUGUUUUGUUUUUUUACUUUAUUAAAAAUUUUGUUUGUGUUUAUAUUAAGACUCGGUGAUAGGAAAACCAUUCUUAUAAAGCUAAGUCUAGCAUACUUUUAAUAAAGGCAAUUACAACUUCAGGUUUAGCCAUUCUUGGUCAUGUGGUGUUGAGUCUUUAGCAUUGAACCUUGAGAAAUUUCAAGGAAUUUAUUUUCUAUUUUUUUUUUUCUGUUAAAAUUGCUCAUGUAUCACUGGCAAAUGUAUCUUCCGCAUCAAUAUUUGCUGUAUGUAACAUUGUACUUCAAUAAACAUGAAUAAAUUGUCAC
Hyla sarda is the source of this 8371-nucleotide messenger RNA. RefSeq names its product far upstream element binding protein 1 (gene FUBP1). The coding region runs from base 189 to 2252 and encodes 687 amino acids. Gene Ontology annotation, cellular component: nucleus; cytoplasm. The record is from RefSeq and is a predicted model, not a curated record. The transcript has 22 exons. Gene Ontology annotation, biological process: regulation of DNA-templated transcription. NCBI's taxonomy places the organism in Eukaryota, Metazoa, Chordata, Amphibia, Anura, Hylidae. Gene Ontology annotation, molecular function: mRNA binding.